Cricetulus griseus (Chinese hamster) is the source of this 1825-nucleotide messenger RNA. The record is from RefSeq and is a predicted model, not a curated record. NCBI's taxonomy places the organism in Eukaryota, Metazoa, Chordata, Mammalia, Rodentia, Cricetidae.
ACCGUCACCGCCCCUCCGGAUCGCUCGCGCGCACCGGUGAGGACUGCUUGCGCCCUCGGGAGGCGACCCUGGCCGACGCCCGUCCCCGGGGCAGAAGUGAGGAGCCUCCGCUACUGCUGGUGUCUUGGUGCUGUGGAAGGGACUGGAUGAUGUAACCAGCUCUGGGGAAAGAUGCACAUGAAAGUCCUUUGCUGAGCAAGACCUCCCAGACCCUGUGUCAUUUCAGAGCCACUUGAGAAAAAAAAAUAAUGUGACGGUUCUUAUCAAUAGGGCUUUUUUUGAAAGUGUGGGAUACUCGUGCAGAAGGUCGUCUUUCCCCUGUCUGUGAAAUACACAUUCUUAUAUUUCCACAAUGCCAGCCAAGACCCCAAUUUACCUGAAAGCAGCCAACAACAAGAAGGGAAAGAAAUAUAAACUGAGGGACAUUCUGUCCCCUGAUAUGAUCAGUCCUCCCUUGGGGGACUUUCGUCACACCAUUCACAUCGGCAAAGAGGGCCAGCAUGAUGUCUUUGGAGAUAUUUCCUUCCUUCAAGGGAACUAUGAGCUCUUGCCUGGAAACCAAGAAAAAGCACACUCGGGCCAGUUCCCUGGACAUAAUGACUUCUUCCGGGCCAACAGCACCUCGGACUCAAUGUUCAUAGAAACACCCUCCCCUGUGCUCAAAAAUGCCAUCUCCCUCCCUACCAUUGGAGGAUCCCAGGCUCUCAUGCUGCCCUUAUUGUCACCAGUAACAUUCAAUUCCAAGCAGGAGUCCUUGGGGCGUCCUAAGUUGCCAAGGCUCAGCUGUGAGCCUGUCAUGGAAGAGAAAGUUCAGGAGAAAAGUAGUCUGUUGGAGAACGGGACGGUCCACCAGGGAGAUACCUCGUGGGGCUCCAGUGGUUCUGCUUCUCAGUCCAGCCAGGGCAGGGACAGCCACUCCUCCAGCCUGUCUGAACAGUACUCCGACUGGCCUGCGGAGGACAUGUUUGAGCACCCUGCCUCCUGUGAGCUCAUGAAGUCGAAGACUAAAUCAGAGGACUCCCUCUCUGACCUGACAGGCUCCCUGCUCUCAUUGCAGCUGGAUCUUGGGCCCUCACUUUUGGAUGAGGUCCUGAACGUCAUGGAUAAAAAUAAGUAACCUGGAGUCAGCUCUUUUCCUUUGGAGUAAGAGGUACCAAAAUAAGCAGAAAACAAAAACUCAACAAACCACAACUGAUGGAAAGAACUGCCCUGGCUGGAUGAUUUUUUGCAGCAGUGUGAUGCAUUUUCUAAAAUAACGUUCCUGUUCCUACAAAAUAUUUUUUUAACCGCCGUGCCCUGUUUGCAAAAACAAUGUUGAAAACAAUAAUUUUAAAAAUUAAAAAAAAAAAAAAACCUGUCCUGGCAAAAAGAAAAAGAGAGAGGGAGUGAGUCAGAGCUCAUUUUCAGCAGGCAUUGCUGAUGUUCGGCUCAAUUUUGUUUGUUUGUUUGCCGCCAGGCAGAAAUCCAGGCUGUCUGAAGAGGGCUGGGUCAAUGGGUCUUUCCAAGGCGCUUUACAGCAUGUUGUGAAAAGAAAUCAAAACUUGCUUAACACCUAAGCCUUUUCUUUUCCUAGACUCUUUUGUAUAUUGUAUCCCUUGGGCUCACCAUAGCAACUUCUCCAGUGUUAUGAUUUUACUGUCUUCAUAUUUGAACAACCUUAUGGGACCGGGGUUUUCUUCUUGUGGUUCUUAUAUAUCCCUGUAUAUUAUUUCCAUGUUACAGAAGUUUGACUGUCAGCUACAUGUUGGUAAAAACAAGCAAGGUAUUACUGUAACUAAGUUAUUUUUAAAGUUGAAAUAUAUUUUUAUGUGCCUUUGGCUUUUUA